Achroia grisella is the source of this 1905-nucleotide messenger RNA. RefSeq names its product glycine-rich protein GRP33-like. Gene Ontology annotation, cellular component: nucleus. Gene Ontology annotation, molecular function: mRNA binding. Lineage: Eukaryota; Metazoa; Arthropoda; Insecta; Lepidoptera; Pyralidae. Bases 205 to 1386 code for a protein of 393 amino acids. The record is from RefSeq and is a predicted model, not a curated record. The transcript is spliced from 8 exons. Gene Ontology annotation, biological process: regulation of alternative mRNA splicing, via spliceosome.
UAUGUAACUUUAACCAAUCGGGUAACGUAACUUAUAUCACUCACUCAAAAAAUCUUUCAUAUUAUUCAUUCAGUGAAUGAUUGAAAACUAGUGAUUCAUUCUUGCUUGGCGUCCUAAAUUUAAUUAUUCAGUGCCGCGCAUAAUUUGUAUUAAUUGUACUUGUAUUGCGAAUACAAAGUAUUAUAGUGUUUUUAAUAAGUCAAAAUGGCCGACAAAUAUGAUAAAAAUGGUUACAACAGCAGUGAUUUCAAACGAAACUCAAAUUCCGGUUCACAAGAAAAUAACCAAGAUGGCGAAAAUGCACCUAAUCUAAAUGAGAAAGCCUCCGAAUACAUGAGGGAGUUGUUGAGCGAGAAAAUAAAAUUACACGCACAAAAAUUCCCGCUAUCCGUUAAACUAAUUGACGAAGAGGUGACCCGUGUACAGACAAGUGGACGUGCCCCAGCAAAGGAAUACAAAUAUGUUGAUGUCCACAAUGAGAAACCAAUCAAAGUCGUCGCUAAAGUUCUGGUACCCGUCAAAGACUACCCAAAAUUCAAUUUUGUGGGCAAACUUUUGGGUCCAAAAGGCAACACCAUGAAGCAGAUGCAAGAUGAGACUAUGUGCAAAAUGGCUGUACUUGGACGUGGGUCAAUGAGAGACAGACAAAAAGAAGAGGAAUUCCGCAACUCAUUAGACCCGAAGCAUUCUCACCUGUCCGAUGAGCUCCACGUCGAGAUCUCCGCGCUGGCGCCUCCUGCAGAGGCCCACGCAAGGAUUGCGUACGCUCUCGCUGAAGUUAAGAAGCAUCUGACACCGGACACCAGUGACAUGAUCCGGCAAAACCAGAUGCGCGAGAUUAUUGACAGAGAUAUGGGCCCGCCGCGACCUCUACUGGCUCCUGGUCCGGAUGUCCAGUACAAUCCGUAUGCAGUCACAAAACGAGCCCUGUCGUACCAAAACCCAAUGAAACCCAUCAAUGAUCACAAUGCGAUACCACCACACAAAAAACAAGGACCACGACCUGGACCCCGGCCGGGACCUGGAGGCCCCCCGGGCCGUCCACGCAUGCAGGCGCCGAUGGGGCGUGCCAUGCCGGCGAAGAAUAAGGUACUCAGUAUCCUGGACCGCGCUCGCACUGCGAUGGAGUCCAACUACAGCUAUGACGACCCCUACGGACCUCCGGAGCCACCGGUGCGCGGCCUGCCACAGAGGGCGGCGCCUGAGUCGGAGUUCUUCUACGAGCGCAGCCACGAGCGGUACUACGAGGACGAGCCCUACUACAAGGAGGAGCGCGAGUUCAAGACGUCGGCCCGCGACGUGGGCACGCGCCGCCCCGCGCAGCACCCGCAGCACCCGCAGCAGCGCCACUACGCCAGGGCUUCGCCCUACGCCCGCCCCAAGUAGAUACCGGCUGACCGCACCUAAAAAGCGUUCGCAAUAGGUGAGUAGUAUUCUGUCUCGAAAAUCUUAACUCUUCAUUACAAGCAAAACCGAAGAACAAACAAAACAUCUAAAAUAUGAAGAAACUCACCAAACUAUAAAUUAAACUAUAAGUACAUCGCUAUAGGUAUAGGCACUAAAAAUAAUUAUAAUUUUCUCUCAUACGACGGACCAAAAUCCUAACAUUGUGUUGCUGAUUUGUAAUUGGUAUGCAAUAUACCAAGAUAAAAUAACGAGACAAAAACAAAUAACUUCUAUAAUAUAAUUAUAAUUCUUUUAUAUUAAAUGUAUAUUAAAAAUUCAGUUUUUUAUCAAAUCUAAUGGAUUUAAUAUAGAAGUUGCACAUUAAAUAAUAAAUAAUUAAAUGCAUGCAGUUAAAUAGAGGUUGCAAAAUUUUUAUAAUAAAAUCAAUAUGGUUACGAGCAUUUGUGACUAAUAAAUCUAAAAAAAAACUAGUUGUUUGAACAAAAUACUUUUUAUUUU